ACUGUGGGGCGCUGUUCUUCCUGCUGUGUGUGUGUUUGCUAAGCGCCGCCCGGCUCCCUCCCUCCCCGGCUCCCUCCCCCCCUGUGUGCUGCUGACUCCAGGCUCAGCGAAGACGCCCUUAGCAACAACACACAGCUGCGUCGAAUAAGAUACUCGCACCACAGAGAACACGGAUUAAACACCGCUGCUUUGUUGCUCUGAGCGCAGGUGAAGCUUUUUCUGCGAGAGCGGGUUGUCACUGCAGCUAACAUGGGACUCGAAUACAGCUAACGAGUUAGCCUAUUCGGGCUAACCACCACCGAAGAAGAGCGAAGCGACCCCGCAGGCUGCCCCGAAGGAGGACACGAUCCUGGGGCUCGACGAGUGCUAACACCGCUAACUACAAAGUGGGCUCUCCGGGACUAAGAACGGGAAUGGUGCUCUGGAUUGACUCACUGUAUCGACAGAGAGAGGCGAGGGGCACACGGGCCAGACCACCAAGCUGUAACAUUUGGACUCAAACUAUUUUUAACAGAGGGAGCGGCUCUCCGUCGGACGACUGUUUUUGUGGCUGUGCAAGCUAGCUGGCUAGCUAGCCGAGGGAAACGACCCCCCACCGUCUGCUCAGGCUAACGUUAGCCGGGGCAGCACGCUGAAUAAACACACCUCUGUGGUCGUGAUAAACACAGAAACAACACAGUGAAAGCAGAGCAGGACGCUUACUAACUACCAGAGAAAAAACACUUGAGUUUUUGGGUUCUGGUUUCACCGAAAACACCAAAGCCAGAGUUGUCGAACUCAACUUUUUUUUUUCUCCAAAGUUUUUAAAUAUAUUUUUUUUGAGUGACUGUUUUUGUUUUCCACUUUUGUUCGGGAUUUUUCUUCCACUUCGGAUGCUGGCAUCAAAUAUUAAUUGCAAUCAUGAUGAUAAUAAGCAGAAAACCAGAGGGCCCAAUAGCAACAGCACGCCACGGAGACGGCCUUUAUGACUCUUACAUGAGGACAGACCACAUCCUGAAAGACGAGGCCGACACUAACAGUCCGCCUGGGCUGCCCCCUAUGCCCAAACACACAGCUGUCAGUAACAAAGUUGUAAUGAAGGAUCAGGUAACCGUGCGAGGCAGCCAGCUGAAGGUCAAGUAUCUAUAUGAAGACUCCACCAACAACCGAAAGAUCAAUGCCAUAACUACAGCAACCACUCAGAACAGCGGGACCACUGGUCAGACCCCCAGUAAACCGGCCCCCGUCUCCAGCCUGUCCAAGGAGCACAGCGUAGACAGCACCGAGUCCAGUAAAGGCUCCAGUGAGUCCUCUGGCCCACACGGAGGGAACAGCGGGAAGCUGUGCGGCCCCCUCAGUCCCGAUCAGGCUCUGAGACUGUACAGAUCUCAGCUGACCUCCCUGGAGCAGAGCGAGAUCCACUCCUACCCCGACAUCUACUUUGUGGGACCCAAUGCCAAGAAGAGGCCUGCUGUUGCUGGAGGCAACAACAACUGUGGCUACGAUGAUGAGCAGGGGGGAUACAUUCAUGUCCCCCAUGACCAUCUGGCUUACCGCUACGAGUUCCUCAAGAUUAUCGGUAAAGGUAGUUUCGGCCAGGUUGCGAAGGUGUACGACCACAAGCUGCAGCAGCAUCUAGCUCUGAAGAUGGUGCGCAACGAGAAGCGCUUCCACCGACAGGCUCAGGAGGAGAUCCGCAUCCUGGAGCACUUGCGGAAGCAGGAUCGCAACGGCACCAUGAACGUCGUGCACAUGCUUGAAAACUUUACCUUCCGCAACCACAUCUGCAUGACCUUUGAGCUGCUGAGCAUGAACCUGUACGAGCUCAUCAAGCGCAACAAGUUCCAGGGCUUCAGCCUGCCGCUGGUCAGGAAGUUUGCACACUCCAUCCUGCAGUGCCUGGAGGCCCUGAACCGGCACAGAAUCAUCCACUGCGACCUCAAGCCGGAAAACAUCCUGCUAAAACAGCAGGGACGCAGCGGCAUCAAGGUGAUUGACUUUGGCUCCAGCUGUUUUGAACACCAGCGGGUCUACACCUACAUCCAGUCUCGUUUCUAUCGAGCUCCAGAGGUGAUCCUCGGCUCACGGUAUGGCCUCCCCAUCGACAUGUGGAGCUUCGGCUGCAUACUGGCCGAGCUGCUGACCGGCUACCCUCUGUUCCCCGGCGAGGACGAGGGCGACCAGCUGGCCUGCGUCAUGGAGCUGCUAGGCAUGCCAUCGCAGAAGGUCCUGGAGCAGGCCAAACGGGCAAAGAACUUCAUCAACUCCAAGGGCCACCCUCGCUACUGCGGAGCCAGCACCCUGCCCACGGGGGCCACUGUGCUCACAGGGUCUCGCUCUCGUCGCGGCAAGAUGAGAGGUCCUCCAGGCAGCAAGGAGUGGAGCGCCGCACUCAAGGGCUGCGAGGACCCCACCUUUACUGACUUCAUAAAGAAGUGUUUGGACUGGGACCCUUCGUCCCGACUCACCCCCAGCCAGGCUCUCAGACACCCGUGGCUGUAUCGGCGCCUACCUAAGCCCCUACCAGGGACCGAUAAGAGCCAAGGGGCCACGGUGAAACGGCUGCCGGAGCACCACAGCACCUCCUUCCCCUCUAUUCUGGCCAAAGGGGGGCCUGUUUUAGGCACCACAGCAGCCAACAACAAACUGAGGAGCAACAUUAUGGGAAAUUCGGAGGAGGCCAUACCUCUGCGCACGGUCCUACCCAAACUUGUCUCUUAGAGAGUGAGAGAGUGAGAGAGACCUGUAACCUCCUCUAUCUCUCUCCACUUCCUUGUCCUUUGCAACCCCUCAGGAGGGGUCAGAGCACAGGAGAAAGUGGAGCCUAGGUUUUAAAAGUCGUUUGGUUGUUCUUUUAUUUGUUUUCCACUGCAAGGUGUCGACACCCCAGUUCCUGGUUUUUAAUAUUAGCUGAGCAGAAAGAGAGAGAGAGAGACAAUAAAUGAAAACAGCUAAAAAAAAAAAAAGUUUUUAUACAGAGGAUUUUCUUGAGCGGCUGUGGAGUUUCUGUAUACGGCCAAUUGAUAAGUUUUGAUUUAGAUAAUGCUUUUUAAAAACUUCCUGUGUGUGAGUGGACGGCUUGGUAAAUGAGCAAAUGUUUUUUUUUUUUAAACCUUUUAGUGUGUUGUCACGUGUUUUAGUAAAACACACUCAAGCACACCUGCACUGUCACUUGCCUCACUUGACACUCUUUCUUAACACUCAGAAGACGCCGGCCUUUUCCUGGGAGGUGUUUAUUUCUGAGUGAAUCUCAAAAAGGGCUACAGAUUUUUACUGUUAUCAGGUCAGAUAUGGCAUGCAAAGAUUUGUUCAGCAAACACAAUUUGAAAAAGAUUAUGCUUCAGCGUUUCGGCCCUGCACGCACAGCCAGACUUAUCCCUCAGAAAUACGACUUUAAUGCCUUUACACGUGGAAUAGCAUUACGACUAAUUGGGACAACAGAUUUUAGCAAUAAGCACUCACUUCUUUGUCCUUUUCUAACUGCACCUGUUAUCUACCUUUCCUAAACCCCUGGUGCUUGCAUGUCAGCUCAAUAUGUGACGUUCAUGUGUGUGUGUGAGUGUGUGUGUGUGAGUGCGCGUGCUUUAGCUCCCUACUGUGGGAGACAGUGAGAGGCAGCAGGACAACCUAUUUACAGCCUUUGUCCCCCUCAGCUAAGUGAGAAGAGAGAGGGCGGGUUGGGGAGGACAUUAGCACCACUUGAACUGUCAUGGAGGUGUCAACGUCAAACUCAGUACUUCACAGCCUGGAUGUAUGCAUUGAUAUAUAUAUAUAUAUAUAUGGAGCGAGCAAUUGCACAUACACACAUAUGAUGGCUUUGGGAAGUUAGUUAGAGUGUCACCUGCCCAUGCUUGUUAACAGCCGCUGUGAUUAUUGGCGGUGAUGCAUUAAUCCUAAAAGAGAAGUGAAAUGUGAGAAAUAAAAGGAUUUAUAAUGAGCCAAGAAGAGUUGACAGGGUGGGCCAGUGACAAAAGAAGGUUUUUUUUUUGUUUUUUUUACGGUACUGAAGAAAGUGUUUCUCAGGGAGACUUACUUGAUACAUCCCUUAAUCUUAUAUUAACUGUGUUCCACUGACUGUCCUGACUGUGGAAGAACAUGCAUGCAGUUCUGUCCACUGAGAGUGAGAGAACGCGUAUACUAGUGCUCCUGCGAAAGGGGGUCUGCAUGCUCCACAAUCUGACCUAGAUUCUCUCUCCUCCCCCCUGCCACCACCACCACCACCACCAACAACUCUUUCUCUCGUGCUCCUCUUCCUCUUGUCUCAUGUAGGGCAGGGAACCUCUUAAACUCACACAUGUACAAUGAAUUACGGUGCUGUCCAAAGUCUACACAUACAUACACACACACACACACACACACACACACAGACGCAGAAUCACAUCAGGUGCAUGUUGUAUGGACCACACCACUCAAAGAGUUCUUUCUCUCGUCCCUCGAAGUGAAAGUGUCAGGGAUUUCUACUCUGUCUCCAUUUUUUUUUUAUAGAAGUGGUUUCUAUUUGCUACACAGUCCAGAAUAUCAGAGGAUGUAAACAGCAAAAAAAAAAAAAAGAGAGGAAAAAGAAAGUUGUGUACUGUCAUGUUGUACUAAUGGUGUGCGUUAGUAGGAGGGUGUUUGGUGUUCCAGCAUGAAAUCACAACCUGUUAUCAGACCGAGUGACUAUGAGAAGAGAAACUGUACAGUAACCAAAUGAAGUUGUGAUAGUUUCUUUUUCUAAAGAAAAUAAAAAUGAUUAACUGAAAA
This is a messenger RNA of Notolabrus celidotus (New Zealand spotty), 4722 nucleotides long. RefSeq names its product dual specificity tyrosine phosphorylation regulated kinase 3 (gene dyrk3). Bases 901 to 2700 code for a protein of 599 amino acids. Gene Ontology annotation, cellular component: nucleus. Gene Ontology annotation, biological process: peptidyl-threonine phosphorylation; cytoplasmic stress granule disassembly; peptidyl-serine phosphorylation. Gene Ontology annotation, molecular function: ATP binding; protein serine/threonine/tyrosine kinase activity; protein serine/threonine kinase activity. The transcript is spliced from 6 exons. Lineage: Eukaryota; Metazoa; Chordata; Actinopteri; Labriformes; Labridae. The record is from RefSeq and is a predicted model, not a curated record.